Leptopilina boulardi is the source of this 827-nucleotide messenger RNA. RefSeq lists its product as uncharacterized. Lineage: Eukaryota; Metazoa; Arthropoda; Insecta; Hymenoptera; Figitidae. The coding region runs from base 123 to 674 and encodes 183 amino acids. The transcript is spliced from 3 exons. The record is from RefSeq and is a predicted model, not a curated record.
GGAUCCUGCGCAUAACUCUAUUCACAAAGCGACUAUCCACACUUGUGAACUAUUCGCUUUUAUUUAAAAGUGUCCAGUGAAUUUUUUUUUUUUUUUAUUUAAAUAUCAAAAAUAAAUUCAUAAUGAAGAAUAUUGAAAUAGUUGUUAUUCUUGUGUUUUUUUGUGUCAGUGUAAAAUCAGAUUUUUGGACCGAUUUUGGUAAUACGUUUCACAAAUUACAAACAGAUUUACAAGAAAUGGGAAGAUCUAUUCAACAUGAGACACAAAAAGUGGCACAUGAAUUACAACAAGAGGGAAAAUUUAUUAAACAAGAGGCAGAAAAUUCAGCUGCUGUGAUAAAAAAUAAUAUUCGAUUACAGCAAAAUGAUAUUUUAGAAACUGUGGAACUAAUUGAAAAUGGAGUACCACCUGAAAAUAUAAAAUCGAACACAACUUCUCUUACUACGAAUGUUCACGGUAAGAUUAUUACAAUAAAAAAUACAAUAUUCACAACUGGAAACGACGUAGAAGGUGCUAUUCACAAUGUUGAAACAAUUUAUGAAGAAUCAGAACAGAAAGAUUGGUCAAUAAACACAUUUGCAUGGAAUCGCAAUGGAAGGACAAAUUCACAUAUUUCUAAUAAUGGCGGAUCACAAAUAAUUAGCAAUGGAGGUUCAAUUAUUACAAUAGGUUAAAUAAUGUCAAUUAAAUAAUUCUGGGGAAAUGUAUUUUAAUACAUUAUAUAUUAAAAUAUUACAAAUAUAAUAUAAAUUGUUUUCAAUUAUUUUUUUUUUUUUUAAAUAACAAUUGUAUAUUUUCAAAAUAAAUUUUAUUUCUAAAAAUGUAAA